AUCUGAUGUCAGAUGAGUAAUAUGUGCUGCUGGUAAUAUUUGCGGCAAGUAAUUUUCUUCCUCUUCCACUGACAUAUUAUGUUGGUAAAGUUGGGCUUUGUGCCUCAAAACAGUGAAGCUUGGAGCACCUGACAGAACACUACUUCAGCCCAUGGAUGUGUUGGCAUUCCAGCAAUCUCAGUGUGUUUCCUAUGCUUCUGUUUCUUCCUGCCUGCUUGUGGGUACGUAAGAUUUUGCAUCACCUCGUUGUACAGCAAGCUUUUUCACAGGAAGACAAAACAAAAGCAGAUCAAGCCAGCUCUCUUUGCCCUCACAGACUUCUAAAUUGAAUUUGCAUGCGUGCAAAGACAACAGCUGGUGAUUACUUAAAAUUGGAAGGAUUCUAGUGAUGGUCAGUUAUGUCCUAGGUAAUGGCUAAGGCUUUCUGAAGAUGAGUGUGGAACAGAAGUCAAUUAAGAAUUUCACAUGACAAACAUAAUGCAAAUAAUCUGUGUGCCUUGUUGCAAUUUUGCAGCUUUACUUGAACUCUGUGCAUGCUUAUAAAUGCUUCAAAAUCAAGCCACUUGCAGAAGCUGGACUAGGAAAAAAAAUGGGCCAUUAUCAGAAAGUCCAAUAUUAGAUUGUAGUGAUACAGUUAAGAUGCUCUUUUGAUGAGCUGGUAACUCGCAUGACAUUUAAAAUAAAUAAAUAAAAUUCUAAGCAAUCUGUUUCAGGAGAGUUACAGGAGUAGAAUCAUAGAGCCCAGAAUUGUUUGAAUUAAAAGGGACCCUUGAAGGUCAUCUAGUCCAACUCCCCCUCAAUAAAUGUGGAUGCCUACAGCUAGAACAAGUUGGUUAGAGCCUGGUCCAGCCUGACCUUACAGUACACUGCAAGGAGAUGAUAAGGCCUGAGUAGUAGCGUCACUAGCUUCUGUACUGCUUAUUUAUAAAGGACACUGUGAGAGAGUCUCAUUUCCACAUGGCUUAGGUUUGGCACAAGAAAAUAGCAGACUGUUUGGUUUGGCUUGUACUCAUUUCCCUAUCCUAAGAGGGUUAAUGUGACUGAGGAGCAUGCUGACGUUCCCUCUCCAUGCUUCUGGUAGGCUUUGCUUUCAUUUGAUGUACAAUGUUUUGUAGGCUUUAUUCGUGAGGAAAAUUAUUUUCUUGUCCCUCAGAAGCCUGCUACUGACAAGAACUGCCUUUGUUUAGGAUGAUAUUAUUAUCAGUAUAGGCUAGAGUUCAUGCUUCAGUGUCUGUGUAAGUGCCAGUUUAAAUAGGUUUACAAUCUAGCACCUGUAAAACUGCUUCACUGGAAGCUGACGUGGAUAUUCAUGUACGUGGUUCUAAUUCCCUUUUAUUUCUCUUGUUCUCAAAUGCAAAGUGUAAUUUUUGGAAGAUUAAAGCUGUUGCUUUGAUUCUUGGUAGCAUCUCCCUGCUAUGAAGCCGUACACUCCAGUUUUCAUCCUCCUGUGGAGCGCCGUUGGGAUAGCAAGGGCUGCCAAAAUUGUUGUUGUGCCGCCAAUUAUGUUUGAAAGCCAUCUUUAUAUUUUCAAGACUCUGGCCUCAGCCUUGCACGACCAAGGUCACCAGACAGUGUUUCUCCUCUCUGAGGGCAGAGAGAUUCCUCCAUCUAAUCACUAUAGACUUCAGCGCUACCCAGGGAUCUUUAACAGCAGCACAUCAGAUGACUUUCUCCAGUCCAAGAUGAGGAGUAUCUUCUCUGGGAGACUGACGGCCCUGGAACUGUUCGACAUCCUAGACCACUAUUCAAAGAACUGCGACAUGAUUGUUGGCAACCAAAACCUCAUGCGUACCCUGAAACAGGAAAAGUUUGACCUGCUCCUGGUAGAUCCCAAUGAGAUGUGUGGAUUUGUUAUAGCUCACCUUUUAGGGGUUAAGUAUGCCGUCUUUUCCACUGGCCUCUGGUAUCCAGCAGAAGUGGGUGCUCCAGCACCGCUCUCUUACGUUCCAGAAUUUAACUCACUACUUACAGAUCGCAUGAACCUAUUUGAGAGGAUGAAAAAUACUUUUGUUUAUCUUAUUUCAAGAUUUGGAGUCAGCUUUUUGGUUCUGCCAAAAUAUGAAAGGAUAAUGCAGAAGCACAAGGUUCUGCCAGAACGAUCUAUGUAUGACUUGGUUCACGGAUCCAGCCUGUGGAUGCUUUGUACUGAUAUAGCACUGGAGUUUCCAAGACCAACGCUACCGAAUGUCGUUUAUGUGGGAGGAAUCCUAACCAAACCGGCCAGCCCUCUGCCAGAAGAUCUCCAAACAUGGGUGAACGGUGCUAAUGAAAAUGGCUUUGUCCUCGUGUCGUUUGGAGCUGGAGUGAAAUAUCUGUCAGAGGACGUUGCAAACAAGUUAGCACAUGCUCUGGCAAGAUUGCCACAGCGAGUUAUUUGGAGGUUUUCAGGAAACAAACCAAGGAAUCUAGGCAACAAUACAAAGCUUAUAGAAUGGUUACCACAAAACGACCUUCUUGGUCACCCUAACAUUAAAGCUUUUCUUAGUCAUGGUGGUUUGAACAGCAUUUUUGAAACCAUGUAUCAUGGGGUUCCAGUGGUGGGAAUUCCCCUUUUCGGAGACCAUUACGAUACUAUGACUCGAGUGCAGGCCAAAGGCAUGGGAAUAUUGUUGAACUGGAAGACUGUCACUGAGAGUGAAUUAUAUGAAGCACUAGAAAAAGUUAUUAAUGAUCCCAGCUACAGGCAACGGGCUCAGAGGCUGUCUGAAAUUCACAAAGACCAACCUGGUCAUCCUGUUAACCGGACUGUGUACUGGAUUAACUACAUCCUCCGUCACAACGGAGCACAACAUCUACGUGCUGCUGUUUACAGCAUCUCUCUAUAUCAGUAUUUCUUACUGGAUAUUGCCUUUGUUGUAUUAGUGGGUGCUGCCUUAUUUUAUUAUAUUUUGGCCAAGCUAACAAAAUUUAUCCGCAAACAAAGCAAACAUAUUUGGUCAAAUGAUGAACAUAGCACUGUUAAUGGACAUUACCAGAACGGGAUACCAAAUGGCAAGCAUAGAAGAAAUGGCCACAUUAAGCAUGAAUAAAAGGUGAAAUGAGCCAACCCCUCAUGUAAAGUAAUUGAGUUUUAUCGCUGUAACUUAGUCUAACAAGUACUUAAAACAUCAAUAAGCAGUUCUAACACUCCCCUUCAGUAUGUAAUAAUAUGUGACAAAAUUCUAUGGAACUAAGGAACGUAUUUAAAAAAAAAAUGAAAAAAAAACCAAGCACAACCUAAAACGGAAAUAUUUUAUUCUUAAUACCGAUGCAGAAAGGUUAUUUUGGCACUGAAGUUUUUAGAAGCCUUAAUCCUCUAAAGUUAUAUAAUGAUCAUAUUUAUGAAUUUUCAGUUUUUUAAAGCUAAAUGUGUGUGUCCCAAAUGAGGAAAGGUCUCUUUUUAUUUGCAGAGGUUUUUUUCCCUUUUAUUUUUUUAUUAUUAUGUCCAUCUUUAGAUGAGAGAACUUAGUGCUAGCUCUGUGUUUCAUAUGUUGAAGGUUCAAUAUGUGUAAGAAUGCUCUUUAAAAAAAAAAAAAUUCCCGAUGCUUGUGCAAGAAAUAGGAAAUUACAAAUUGAGAACACAGACAUUAAAAAAAAAAAAUUCUUAAAAUAAGCACUGAAGAAAAAUGGCAAAAAUAUAUACUGUGUUUUCUGGUAAGCUGCAUGACUCUUCUGCUCACUACCAGUGCUUUAGAGAAACGAGUACUGAGCAAGUCUACAAUAAGUCUUAAUUUUUAAUUUAUACAAAAUUGUAUUUGUUGCCUUUCUCUACGUAUGUAAUUUAUGCCAUGAAAAUGUUAGGGAAUUCUAUUUCAGUUUAAAUAUGGCUGUGUGGGAAGUAGAUUUGCAUAAUUAAAAUAAAUGAAACAAAGCAAAAAAAAUAUCCACCCCUGUGCUUAAUGCAGAAGGUUUUGUAGUGGCCUGAAGCAGGGCAGAAUCAAACUGCUAUUUGGGAUUUAAGAAACAAACAAGAAAAAGCUAAAAGUUGAAUGUCUUUCCUAUUAAUUCUCAUUAUUUUUCUGUGUUUUUUUUUUUUUUUUUUUUUUUUUUCUAAUUCACAAUGUUGUAGACGUUCUCUUUCAAUGGUUGUAUCUGAGAAACUAUUACUUUCUCUUAGCAUGGGCCGCGCAAUCCGUAUUUCCCAUAGUUGCCAACGUCCCUUCUGAGACCGCGGGGCAGGAGGCUGCCUGCUGGGAGGCACCAACCUCCAGCUCAAGGCUCAGCGGGAGGCACGACAUGGAGUGCAGCUGAGCCAGUGCAAAGUGUGGGGCAGCUGUGCCUCCUGUCCCCAGCUCCGGACCCUCCCUGCAACAAUCUCUUUCAAUCACUGCAGCUGACACGGAACCCUGUGGUGGUGCAGUGCUAACCCAGGGCAGGGAGGCAGGGCACCUAGUGGCAAAAUCAGCGUGGCCCUGCCAAACCGGAGUUGGCAACUAUCCAUUUAUUUCCAUGUCAUUCUGUUUACUUGGAAUUUGCACUACACACGUUGUGAGUGUAUGCUUUAUUUAUUUGUAGUUCGAAAUCCCAUGCCUGGAAGAGGAAGGAAGGAAACCCAUUUUACUUAGUGUUGUUCACUAACAUGGGAAGAGUUGUGACAGUAACAGAGUGCUGAGAUCAUCCUCAUACACAGUGAUGCAAUAUUUCAUUACCAUUCCAUCAUGAGCCUCUAUCCUAUAGCAAUAAAUAACAGUACAGAUAUCUUUCUAAUACGUGGUACAGUUACUUGUACUGCAUUCUGAAUACUUGAAGAAAAUGGUGUUAUAAAUAAGCCUAUUAGCUAGACCUUUUUACAAUCUUACAGUUUGUGUCAACUAAAGGAACACAAGGAGGCGAUGAAUGGUGGGAUGGUAGUAAGACUUCGAGUGUAUGAAUGACUUGGUUUAAAUGUUGUUUUUUUUUUUUUGCAUUGAAGAAGGUACAAAAGCACUGACCGGAUGAUUAAGCGUAAUUUAAUCUCCACUGUGAUAAAACUUAAGCAAUAAACAUGAAUUUAAUAGAGAAAA
Messenger RNA from Tympanuchus pallidicinctus (lesser prairie-chicken), 4982 nucleotides. It is a transcript of the gene UGT8, whose product is annotated as UDP glycosyltransferase 8. The record is from RefSeq and is a predicted model, not a curated record. The coding region runs from base 1416 to 3029 and encodes 537 amino acids. Gene Ontology annotation, molecular function: UDP-glycosyltransferase activity. NCBI's taxonomy places the organism in Eukaryota, Metazoa, Chordata, Aves, Galliformes, Phasianidae. The transcript has 6 exons.